AUGCCACAUCAAUUGCGCAUCGAAGACGCGGGUGUCGCGACGGACGGGAGCACCGGUGGCGGUCUGGUGACGAGCCGGCACGCGCCCGGAAAUCUCGUGGCCGGAACACCGACGACGACAAUGACGGCCGGCGGCGCCGAGCCAGAAGUCCCUGCGGGCCCAAAACCCCCUCAGGAAGAUGCGGAGAAGUUUAUCCUCGAGGCUAUGAAUUUCCCCGGUGUUAAUAGCCCACAAGACGCUCGCGCGGCGUGGGCGGAAAGACUUUUUGAAAUCGCGAAGGACAUCCUGCGUGCACGAGGCUGGGCGCCUCAACUCCACACCGAGCAGCUUCGGAAUGACAUGGACGAGCUAAAGAAGAUGGUCGCCGACAUUGCAAAGAAGCAAGCGACCCCCCCGAAGACUUGGGCUACCGUAGUCACGGGCCCGAACGCCCGACCGACGGGUCUGAAGAGAUCCCACCUCGCCCCGAUGGGCACCCAGGCAUUUGUCCCCCUUCGAGCCGAACGAUGCCUCACGGUCAAACUGAACGAUAAGCCACUCACUGCUGAGCAGGAGAGGCGUACGGCCAGCGAUAUUGUGAAAGUGAUUAAUCAGAAGUUCCCCAAGGCCGACGCCAGAGCGGUCACGAAGCUGCGUCUCAGCGGAGACUACAUUAUCACAUUUGGAGAAGAAGGGAGGAAGUGGUAUGCAAAGGUUGCGUUCCGUACCGUCUCGGUGAUUGCCCAUGGCGUGCCGUGGGCGCUCAUUGACAACCUCGAGGCAGAGGAGCUGGCAAAGGAGUUGUCCGCAGCGAACAAGAUCACGUAUUCGCCCAGCAGGCGGAACCGGUAUCAAUCGACGGAACACCAGCCCCGAGCCAGCCUGAAGCCACCCAGCCGGCCGAAGAGGUCCUACAGCACCAACUCCUCCAGCAGACGCAAACCGCGGCGACGCAGGAACCUAUGGGGGACGUCCCCCCUGCGACGCCGUCCCGGUCCCAACCCACACACGCUGACGAAGACAGCGACCUAG
Sordaria macrospora k-hell is the source of this 1011-nucleotide messenger RNA. RefSeq lists its product as uncharacterized. The record is from RefSeq and is a predicted model, not a curated record. NCBI's taxonomy places the organism in Eukaryota, Fungi, Ascomycota, Sordariomycetes, Sordariales, Sordariaceae.